AUGUCGCCCUCUACUGCCGACCUAAGCAUAACAGCAGAUGAGCGGUACCUACAGUCGCUAAUCUACGGUCUAAUCAUCAGCACGGGGAUCCUAUCCAUGAUACUUUACACAAGAGUAUGCAUCAUCAAGGUGUUUGGAUUGGACGAUAUUGCUGUCUGUAUCGCAUUGGUUAUAACUCAAGCCUUUAAUGGUCUAGGAGUUGCCAUUGUAUAUUAUGGAGAAGGUAAACACUUCAGCAAGGUGUCUCCUGAAGAUCGAGCAAUGUGGCUCAAGAUAGCUCCUUUGUUGCUGAGCACGCUGUUGACCUUGGAAAAAGCUGUACUACGUGGCGAUGUGCAUCUACCUUUACGCCUCCUUGUCCGUCAAACUCAGCUUGUUGUUAUUCCUUCGACGGAUCUUCGUCAAACGGCUACCUAUGACUUGUCUAUCACAAAUCCGACAUGUUACUCACAAUUUAAGCUAUUUCAGAUCACAUUAUAUCAGGCGGUUCUUAUCUUCGUUUGCGAUGUCAUCAUCCUGAUUGCACCACUGGUUGUUCUAUGCGGACUACAAUUGCCUACGAGAAAGGUCAUUGCUUUGAUGCUAAUCUUUGGGUCAGGUCUGUACACACCGCGUUAUAAGAAAGCUUUAGAAAUACUCAUUUUAACCUCAGGUAUAAUCGCUUGUAUCUCUCCCGUCGUCCGUUUCAGCACAUUGGAUUAUCUGCGCUAUGGCACAGCAGAUCUUACAUACGACUCAGCAUCAUCCCUAUACUGGAUGGCCAUUGAGUUCAAUUUGGGCCUUGUCGCAGGCUCUCUCUCUUCUCUGAAACCGUUGCCUAUUUUCCGCCGAUUCGGAUCCACCAUAAACUCGGGAGACAAGGCAUCGACCGGCGCUAAGUCCCACGAGCUUUUCAAUAUGGAAAGCAGCGAGCCCGCGAUUCCUAAGAAAAGAAAGAUCAGUAUGGGAAUGGGAACGACAAUACUGCAGGACACUGUUAAUGAAAGCCAAGAGAACAUUAUUCAUGCGACAAACGGAGACUACGGGCAACGACGUGCUGAAUGUUGA
Messenger RNA from Penicillium crustosum, 1047 nucleotides. RefSeq lists its product as uncharacterized. The coding region runs from base 1 to 1047 and encodes 348 amino acids. Lineage: Eukaryota; Fungi; Ascomycota; Eurotiomycetes; Eurotiales; Aspergillaceae. The record is from RefSeq and is a predicted model, not a curated record. The transcript is spliced from 6 exons.